CAAUUAAAUGGAAUCUAUUCUGAGCAUUGAAGAGUCUGUGUUUUGGCACCAACUGCCCAUUAGAUGGCAGUCUGCACCAAGUAACAGCAGCGACCGGGCCUUACCUUGCUUCCCGAGGAAACCUGACAGUGAGCAGGAAUCAGCUGAUGAUUGCUUUCCACUGCUGUCCCCGAGCUUAAUAAAAGUGACCCCGACGAGUCACUAAAAAGGGGUCCAGCUCGGACUCUUUCCAGCGCUGCACAGGAGUGCAUGGCAUCGCUGCAGUUCUGGUUUCGGUGCUGUGGUAAUCCAGGAAUUCUCAACAGUUUACAACUAACACUUGAAGGGGCAAUGUACUUUGUUCUGGCAGUCUGUUAGAAACCUUAGUGUUCCUCAGAGUAAGCAGCAGAACGUCACAAUCCACCAACAGGACAUCAAGAAGUCUGCUUGCUUUCCAUUUGGCAUGAGAAGUUGACGCAGCGUGAGGUCAAAUGUGGGUGAUUCGAGGAUAGAGGCCGGAGAUGGUGUGGUAACAUUUCCAUGGUAACCGUCGUUCGGGUGUGUACCAGCAAUACAGCUUUCCCCACCCAUGCAGAAGGAAACAUUUCUCUAGAAUAGAUGCUGCAAGCAAACCUGGCCUUUGUGAAGCAUCUUUCCAGCAGAGCUCUGAAGCGGUCGUUUGAGAUCGAUGAUGUGAGUGACGAGCCUCCGUUUUCGCCAGUUUCCCAACUGAGCUCCCCUUUCUCUCCAGGCCCAACGGAAGUGCAGUCACCCCGGCUCACUGAAGGCUUUGCAUCUUCCCCGCCGUCCUAUCACACAAGGAUCAACAGGAGCUCGAGCACCGUCCCACCCCCCGGCUCUGCCCAAUACAGGAAGGUAUCUUCAAGCUUUUCUUUUAAUCAUGGCUCCAAGCCAAUCCCUAGGGCCAAUGGGAGCGCAGCGGGUACAUUAGGCCGUGUCUCCUCUUUCCAAAGCAAAAUAAACCCCAUUAGCUAUGUCCAGUCCUCCAGACCUGGUGUUGAUGAUGGUCUCCAUGGCUCUGCAUCUAGUCUUGUAUAUCACUCGAGGUUAAACUCUGUGUCGGGCCCACUGGGAUGCCAUGAUCCUGGUGUUAAGGCAAACCAUGUGCCAUCUCCGGCUUUGAAAAAGUACCUAUCGCAGGGCAAUAUGUUCCAUUCUGAAGUGGACCGACCUGUGACGUCUGUGAAUGAAGGUGCGGUCAAUCAUGGUUCUAUGCCAUCGCUGGACCUUCACAUAGCUGAAGACCUCGCCCUGGAAGGCAAGGCAUCAUCCAAACUAAUGCAUAAAUCAAACGUACCUCCUUACUCUGGGACAAAGUCUCCAGUGGCUCAAGGGAUCUCACCUGGCCACGGUCAGCGAGUAAGUCAGAGAGAGCCACGGAUUGCUUCAACUGCCACCUAUCCUAGUUUAAGCAUGAAGCCUAUGCAAGAGGUGAACUUUGGGCCAACUAAUUCAUUUUCCAGCAAUGUGGCUGACUCUUUCUGUAAAGCUCAGCAGAGUCUAAUUACAAACCCUGAAUCGCCUGCAAGAAGUCUCCCAGGAUCUCAAAUCAUCCAGAAUACAACUUCCACCCCUAUCACCCUGACAAGAUCAAAGCAACCUGCCACGAUGACAUCCAUGCAUCAACCUGGAGACUUCCUGCCUCUUGCCGUCAACACAGAGUCCAGCUCAGUAUCCAUGCAUCAAUUGCCCCAGUUCAAGCUAGUGAUGCAGCCACAGAUGAUUCAGGCCCCGACACCUCCUCACUCCCCCAUGCCUGAUUUGCAACCUAAACUCACACAGAAUUCUGCUUUGAAUGAGCACCCAGUAUUCGCUCUACAUGCGAUGGAUAAUGCAGACCUUGUGGCCAAGAGAAAUCCUCCCUUCUCAAAAUCAGAUGAUUUAGGGAUACAUUUUAUCAGCUCUAACAUCAAACUGACAGACAACAUUUAUCAUGAUGGGAAACGAGAGGACCCAUCUCUGGAACAAGAAGUUCAGAUGCAUUUGAAGGAGCAAGGAUUAGGUCUGAAGGAGGUGAAAGCAACGAUGGCGGAGAGAACGCAGGAGACUGGGCUUGUUUGCUCGGAAGGAUUUAAGAAGGACGUGACGGGGAGAGAUCUCUUUGGAUACGUGGGCAUUGAAGCAGUCCUGGAUCAGAUGAGACGCAAAGCCAUGAAGACCGGGUUUGAAUUCAACAUCAUGGUCGUAGGUGAAAGUGGACUUGGAAAGUCGACCUUGGUGAACACCCUGUUCAAGUCAAAAGUCAGCCGGAAGUCCUGCAUGCCCAACUACGUGGAGAGAAUUCCCAGAACAGUGGAGCUCCAAACUAUUAGCCACAUUAUUGAAGAAAAAGGAGUAAAGAUGAACUUGACGGUUAUUGACACACCAGGAUUUGGAGAUCAAAUAAACAAUGAAAACUGCUGGGAACCAAUUGUGAAAUAUAUUAAUGAACAGUAUGAAAAAUACCUGAGAGAAGAGAUUAAUAUCAAUCGAAAGAAGCGGAUUCCCGACACCAGGGUACACUGCUGUGUAUACUUUGUGCCUCCGACAGGACACUGGUUGCGUCCGUUGGAUAUAGAGUUUAUGAACCGUCUAGCCAAAAUAGUCAAUAUAGUCCCUGUUAUCGCAAAGGCUGAUACGCUUACUUUAGAUGAAAGACGAGAUUUUAAACAGAGGAUCCGACAAGACCUGAGAAAUUAUUCCAUUAGUGUUUACCCCCAGACAGAGUUUGAUGAAGAUUCUGAGGACAAAUUACUAAAUGACACAGUUAGAGAGAAAAUCCCUUUUGCAGUUGUGGGUACCGACCAAGAACAUCAAGUGAAUGGGAAGAAGAUAUUAGGCAGGAAAACCAAGUGGGGGAUUAUUGAAGUUGAGAAUGGGGCACACUGUGAAUUUGCAAAUCUAAGAGACCUACUGAUCCGGUCCCACCUGCAGGAUCUGAAAGACGUCACACACAGGAUCCAUUACGAGAGCUACAGAGUGCGAAGAUUAAAUGAAAGCAACGGCAUAAUCAAAGGCUUGCCGAAAGAGAACUAUGUAACCAGCAAGGAAGACCUGGAAAAUAAUCACUGAGGUCCUGCUCAUCAGCCGGCAAUAAACUUUGCUUUCAAUGUCUCCCUUGCAUUGUACAGAUUUUGUAUUUCAAAUAGAACUGGAGUUAAAAGUGUUUUCUGUGUUAAAGCAAGGCUGUGGGAUUAUAGAAUUUAUGUAGAUCUUUUAACGGGCAAUGGGGUGGA
This is a messenger RNA of Hypanus sabinus (Atlantic stingray), 3215 nucleotides long. Its product is annotated as septin-9-like. Gene Ontology annotation, cellular component: cell division site; septin complex; microtubule cytoskeleton. Gene Ontology annotation, molecular function: GTPase activity; GTP binding; molecular adaptor activity. Lineage: Eukaryota; Metazoa; Chordata; Chondrichthyes; Myliobatiformes; Dasyatidae. The transcript has 12 exons. Gene Ontology annotation, biological process: cytoskeleton-dependent cytokinesis. Bases 598 to 3051 code for a protein of 817 amino acids. The record is from RefSeq and is a predicted model, not a curated record.